Messenger RNA from Dermatophagoides pteronyssinus (European house dust mite), 1770 nucleotides. Its product is annotated as putative oxidoreductase MexAM1_META1p0182. The record is from RefSeq and is a predicted model, not a curated record. NCBI's taxonomy places the organism in Eukaryota, Metazoa, Arthropoda, Arachnida, Sarcoptiformes, Pyroglyphidae. Gene Ontology annotation, molecular function: oxidoreductase activity.
AAAUAGGAAGAUAAUUUGAUUACUUUCAUAUAACCAAUCUAAAAUCUAUCGGUAAAAUCAUCAAUUAAACACAACAAAAAUGUCUUCAACAAGUGGAAAAAAAUAUGAUUUCAGUGGUAAAGUUGCUCUUGUUACAGGAUCAAGUUCGGGUAUUGGUGCCGCAAUUGCCUUACAAUUUGCACAAUAUGGUGCUCAAGUUACAAUCACUGGUCGUGAUGCAGCCGCUUUAGAAUCAGUAGCCAAACAAAUUGAAGCUGAAACUGGUCAUCAACCAUUGCAAAUUGUUGGCAAUCUUCUUGAUCAAUCAUUACCGGCUAAAUUGAUCGAUGGAACUAUAUCCAAAUAUGGUCGAUUAGAUUUUCUUGUAAACAAUGCUGGUUUUUCUACACCACAUAAAGAUAUUCAUGAUGAAAAAUUGAUGGAAGCUUUUGAUCAAGUUUAUGGACUAAAUGUUCGUGCUGUUAUUCAAUUAAGUCAAUUAGCAGCAACACAUUUAGAAAAAUCCAAAGGUAAUAUCAUCAAUAUUUCAAGUAUUGCAUCUAUAAUUCCGUAUCAAAUUAUUUAUAGUUCAUCAAAAGCAGCAUUGGAUAUGAUCACCAAAACAAUGGCAUUAGAAUUUGGUAAAAAAGGUGUUCGAGUCAAUUCAAUCAAUCCUGGACCUGUUUCUACUGGUUUUUUACGUUCGAUAGGAAUGACGGCUGAAAGUUAUGUGAAAGAAGCAGAACGUUUUAAAGAAUUUACUCUAUUAAAAUUCGUACCAGAACCUGUUCAAAUUGCUAAUCUUGCAUCAUUUUUAGCAUCGGAUGAUGCUCGCAAUAUGACUGGUUCGAUUGUCGUUAGCGAUACUGGAGCUAUUGGUAAAGUUGCUCUUGUUACAGGNGCAAUUGCCUUACAAUUUGCACAAUAUGGUGCUCAAGUUACAAUCACUGGUCGUGAUGCAGCCGCUUUAGAAUCAGUAGCCAAACAAAUUGAAGCUGAAACUGGUCAUCAACCAUUGCAAAUUGUUGGCAAUCUUCUUGAUCAAUCAUUACCGGCUAAAUUGAUCGAUGGAACUAUAUCCAAAUAUGGUCGAUUAGAUUUUCUUGUAAACAAUGCUGGUUUUUCUACACCACAUAGAGAUAUUCAUGAUGAAAAGUUGAUGGAAGCGUUUGAUCAAGUUUAUGGAUUAAAUGUUCGUACUGUUGUUCAAUUAAGUCAAUUAGCAGCAACACAUUUAGAAAAAUCUAAAGGUAAUAUCAUCAAUAUUUCAAGUGUUGCAUCUUUGGUUCCGGUAAGAUUUUUAAUUGAUUAAUUUCUAAAAAUAAAUAUUAACAAUUCCAUCAAUUUUUUAAAGGUACAUAUAAUUUAUAGUUCAUCAAAAGCAGCAUUGGAUAUGAUCACCAAAACAAUGGCAAUAGAAUUCGGUAAAAAAGGUGUUCGAGUCAAUUCAAUCAAUCCUGGACCUGUGGCAACUCAAUUUAUGCGUUCACUCGGAAUGCCGGUUACAUUUUUAAAGGAAAACGAAGAAUUUGUCAAAGAACUUACUCUUUUGAAAUUUGUAGCACAACCAGUUGAAAUUGCUAAUCUUGCAUCAUUUUUGGCAUCAGAUGAUGCUCGCAAUAUGACUGGUUCUAUUGUUGUUAAUGAUACUGGAUCAUUGUUGGCACCUAGAGUUGAUUUUAAAAAAUUGGAUGAAAUUAAGAAAAAAUAAGCUGAUUAAUUGUUAAUUAUAAAAAUACAAUUGAAAAUCUGUCAAGGACAAAUGAUCAAAACCAACUAUUUCCAAUAAAA